AUGUCAGUAAAUCCAGCCAACCCUCCACGACCCGCUCUCAUUGCAACAGACGAAGCUGGUUUUGUAUAUAUUACAACCUUAGAAAGAUGGCCAGUAAUCGUGACAAAAAUUGUCGACGAUGUUUAUAAAACUCGUCAUUCACUUGACCUUUCAGAGGUCGAUAAACUUAAAGAGGGCAAAGAAAUUAUUGAUUCUAUAGGAGAAUUGAAAUAUCAAAUGCAACGGAGAAAGCCGUUGAU
Racocetra fulgida is the source of this 239-nucleotide messenger RNA. NCBI's taxonomy places the organism in Eukaryota, Fungi, Glomeromycota, Glomeromycetes, Diversisporales, Gigasporaceae. The record is from the annotation of a GenBank genome assembly.